UUCCCAUUAGGAGUGCCACUCCGAAAGUGCGCCAAAGCAUGUGCCUUACCUUUAUCCUCUCCUCUCCCAUCGCCACCGUUGCUCCGCCGUCCUCCGCCGUCCCCAGCCGUGCUUAACACUGUUUCCUCACAGAUCUAUCCAAUUCGUAUAAUUCAUUUAAAAAAUUCAACAUGAAACCCUCUUGAUCAGUAGGUGAGUAAUUAUGAGAAAUUGACAAUUAGGGAUCUGUAAACCCUAGAUGGCUGAUAACAUGAACGAGGAUAUGAUUAUGGAUCUAGAUUUGAACCAAGAGCCUGUAGUAGACAUACCACCACCUCCACCUUUUGGUUAUGGACCUUUGUUAACCAAUCUAGAGACCACACACGGUCGAAUCGAAGACCGGAUUCGGCAGCUUGAAGCGGUUAGCGCUAGGGCUCGACAACGCCAGCGCUGGCGACAGGCAAGGAAUAAUCCGGAGUUGAGUUACAUGACUGUCAUUGGACCAGGUGUUGGUGCAGGAAACAUUAAUAAUGAUAGAAUUCGUGUCGGAGAUGGUGAUGCUGACGGUGGCGAUGAGAGAGGGAGGAACAGUAAGAGAGAUGUUAGCCAGCUGGCGAAAGCGUUGGAGAUGGAUUUGGAUUCGAAGAAGAGUGAUAAUGAACAAGGUGGUGGUGAUGAGGAUGAUGACGGUAGUGGUGGUUUCUUCGAUUGUAAUAUUUGUUUGGAGAUGGCUAGGGAUCCGGUUUUGACAUGCUGCGGUCACUUGUUUUGUUGGUGUUGUUUUUAUCAGUUGUCGUAUGUGGAUUCGAGUGCGAAAGAAUGUCCUGUUUGUAAGGGGGAAGUGACAGAUUCGAGUAUCACACCGAUUUAUGGGAAUGGUAGGAAUCAGCCUGUUUUGAAGUUGGAGAACGGUGUUAAGAUACCUCCAAGACCGCAAGCCCGACGAGUGGAAAGUGUUAGGCAGCAAAGGGUUGUUAGAGGGAUUUCGCAUAUUCCGGUAGCAGAAGCGCUUAGAAGGAUUAGAAUUGGAAUCGGGUCGAUUGGGGAAAACAAUCUUCAAGGAGUUAACAGUGUGCUUCCCAGUUCGGAAACCAAUCCAUCAUUGUUACAUGGUUCAGAAGCUGGUGGCAGUCGCCGCCACCGCUCCCGCCAGUUCUCUAGGGUGAUAUCCGAAAGUGCUGCUUCGCUUUCUUCCAUUUCGUCUGCAUUGAACAAUGCAGAACGGUUGGUUGAGGAUCUUGAAACUUACAUCAGUGACAGCCUUCUGAGGAGGACGGAUGCACAGAUUCUACCAAGUAAUCAAGAAAUGGAUACUUUAUACGGUGAAACGGUUGAAAUUCAACCGGAACCUCAGCACGCGGAGAUGAGUCCAUCUUUACCGCUUUCUACUUCUUCGCAAAGAUCUGUUGCGACUACCGUUGUACAAGUGGAUAACUUAUCAACCGAUAGUGCUGUAGAGAUUGAUCUUACUAUAUCACAAUCACACCCGUCUCCUAAUACUAGAAGAGCUAACGUUUCACGCGCUUUGAGUUUAUUAGAAGGUGGAACAUCUCGCGAACUCAGGAGGAGACGUGUGAGGUGAUGUUUAUGUUCUUUAGUGCGUAUGACCUGUUACCUGAUAUUUAAAUUUAGUCAUGUUUUCGUCGUCACAUUGAUUUUUCAUAGCAAGCAUGUUUUAGAUGUUGGGUGUUAUAUUUCUUCUUUCAUAGUCUGUCAUUGAACACAUCAUAUGUUGUAACAUGUUUAACAUUUGUUGCUUAUACAAAGUGCCUGUGUCAACUGUCAUAA
Molecule: messenger RNA, 1767 nt
Organism: Helianthus annuus (common sunflower)
Lineage: Eukaryota; Viridiplantae; Streptophyta; Magnoliopsida; Asterales; Asteraceae
Exons: 2
Coding region: 239-1561 (440 amino acids)
Biological process (GO): ubiquitin-dependent protein catabolic process
Cellular component (GO): endoplasmic reticulum
Molecular function (GO): ubiquitin-like protein conjugating enzyme binding; ubiquitin protein ligase activity
Source: RefSeq, a predicted model, not a curated record